This is a messenger RNA of Pangasianodon hypophthalmus (striped catfish), 6603 nucleotides long. RefSeq names its product lysine (K)-specific demethylase 7Aa (gene kdm7aa). Gene Ontology annotation, biological process: regulation of transcription by RNA polymerase II; protein demethylation. The transcript has 18 exons. The record is from RefSeq and is a predicted model, not a curated record. Gene Ontology annotation, molecular function: transcription coregulator activity; histone demethylase activity. Bases 33 to 2456 code for a protein of 807 amino acids. Lineage: Eukaryota; Metazoa; Chordata; Actinopteri; Siluriformes; Pangasiidae.
UAUUUCCGUCGACAUUUAAACUUCGCCCUCGGAUGAGGAGAGCAGGCAAGAUGGCGGCUGCCCCGCUGUACUGUGUGUGCCGGCAGCCUUAUGAUCUCAAUCGCUUUAUGAUCGAAUGUGACAUUUGUAAGGACUGGUUUCAUGGAAGUUGUGUGCAGGUGGAGGAGCAUCAUGCUGCUGAUAUCGACGUCUAUCACUGUCCUAACUGUCAUCCCAUCCACGGACCCUCCCUCAUGAAGAAGAGGAAUAACUGGCACAGACACGAUUACACAGAGGAGGAUGAUGGGAGGCGGCCGGUUCAGGCUGGAACAGCCGUCUUCAUCCAGCAGCUGCAGGCCAGGAGCUUCCCCAGUGCUGAUGAGAUCGUGGUGCGGAUGCAGGGAAGUCAUGUGACACGGCAUUACCUGGAGACCGAGGGGUUCGAUUACCCCAUCAUAGUGCAGGACAUGGAGGGUCUGGGGCUCAGACUGCCCCCACCGUCCUUCUCCGUCAGAGACGUCCAGCACUACGUCGGUGGAGAUAAAGUGAUCGACGUGAUCGACGUGGCCAGGCAAGCGGACAGCAAGAUGAAGCUGAGGGAGUUUGUGAAGUAUUAUUACCAACCUGAACGUCCCAAAGUGCUCAACCUCAUCAGCCUGGAGUUCUCCGAUACCAAGAUGGCUGAGCUGGUGGAGGUGCCGAAAAUCGCCCGUGAGAUGUCGUGGGUGGAGAGGUACUGGCCGGAUGACUCCAUCUUUCCCAAGCCGUUCGUGCAGAAGUACUGCCUGAUGGGGGUGAAGAACAGCUACACCGACUUCCACAUCGACUUCGGAGGAACCUCCGUGUGGUACCACGUCCUCUGGGGAGAGAAGGUUUUCUACCUGAUCGAGCCGACCAAGACCAACCUCGCACUGUACGAGUCGUGGAGCUCGUCGGCCAAUCAGAGCGAAGUGUUCUUCGGAGAGAAAGUGGAAAAGUGCUACAAGUGCGUAGUGAAGCAGGGCACCACCGUGCUGCUCCCUACAGGUUGGAUCCACGCAGUUCUCACUUCUCAGGACUGCAUGGCCUUCGGAGGAAACUUCUUACACAACCUAAACAUCAGCAUGCAGCUCAAGUGUUAUGAGAUGGAGCGGAGACUGAAAACUCCAGAUCUGUUUAAGUUUCCGUAUUUCGAGGCCAUUAGCUGGUACGUGGCCAAGAACCUGCUGAAGACGCUGAAAGAGCUGCGAGAGGCUCAGCGUCAGCCUCAGGAGUAUCUGGUAGAAGGAGUGAAAGCUUUAAUCUCUGCGCUGAAGACGUGGCUGAGGAGGGAGUUAACGGCACCAAACAGCGAGGUUCCGGAUCACAUCCGGCCGAGUCUCCUGAUCAAGGAGCUGAGCAGGGAGAUCCGUCACCUGGAGGUGCAGGAGGAAGAUCCGAGUAAACCGGUGAAAUCUCAGGGAAGCGCAGAAAGCCCGUCCGGUCGUUCCUCGCUCGAGAGGCGACGCCAGGCGCGACAAGUCGCUCGAAGACUCGGAGACCAUCAUCGUCAUCACCACCACCACCACCAUCAUCAUCAUCAUCAUCUUCAUCUUCAGCAUCAGCAUCAUCACGAGCCCAAACUCCGAUCAAACCUGGACAUCCUGGAGCUGCACACUCGGGAAGUGCUGAAGAGGCUGGAGGUCGGCCCUCUGGAGGAGCAGGACUCACACGUGAGCUCCAAGGUGAACAGGAAGUUUAAGAAAGUUGUCCAGACAUCUGCCGUGACCGUUGAGGGUAACCAUGACAACGCGCUGCGAUUGGUGCUGUGUAACGGCAGAAUCAUGUGUGAGAGGCUGCGUCUUGGGAACAGAGCUCUGAAAUCUGAGAGAGACGAAACAUCGCCAUGCCAACAGCACCACGUUAGACCAGAAAAGCCAUCGUCAUGCCAACAAGAGAAAGUGAAAGUGGAGGCGGGGUUACAGUGCGUGGGUCAGGUCACUCAUCAUGAACUCAGGAUAAAGCUGACGAACCUCUCAGGGUUGCAGAAGGAAGAGGAGGAAGAUGAUGAAGAUGAAGAGGAGCAGAAGGACAGUUCAGAUUCAGGGAGCUCUGAGGAUGAAGAGGAGUGUGAGAUGCCUAAGAUGAGAAACUCAGGGAGUCAACAUCACAAACCACUCAAAAGGGAGCGUCCUUCCUCCCCCAGCAGGGUACCAGAGGGAGGCGCUGUGACUCAGGAGAUGUGGUGGAGCAGCAGCAGUAGCAGCAGCAGCAGCAGUAGCAGUAGCAGUAGCAGCGCAGUGUGUGUCAGCAGUAACACGAGUUCAGUAGAGGAGUGUUUAUACAGUGACAGUUCACUCUCUCCUGCACUCCAUCCAUCAAAACGACACACACACAACUCCAGCCCCAUCAGCAACCAGGCCACUAAAGGAAAACGUCCGAAGAAAGGCAAUGCGACGUCCAAGCAGAGGCUGGGCAAGCUGAUGAAGAUGAGCACACACACUCGACUGCUGUUAUAACACGACAGCGACACACACAUCUCACUACCUACACACACACACACACACACACACACACACACACACACACACACACACACACACACACAGAACUCGUACCUUGCAUGUUUAAGCUCCAAGGUAUGUAGGAAUGGCACUAGCACGCUGAUGCUGCACGGCGGAUAAUUCACGGCACACAUGCUCUGGGAAAUUAAGUGAUGAUUUAACAGAUAAAAAAAUUUAUUUUAAAAAAAAAACAAAAAAAAAAAAACAGCAGUGCAGGGAAAUUUGUGACGGAAAUAGCCAAAUGUUUAUGGAAGUGUUUUUUUUUUUGUGUUUGUUUCUUCUGCAAGUGCAGUGGAUCAAUACUGCUAACACGCCCUUGCUCACUUUGAAACGUGGUUCGAGCCCCAAGAACAUGAUUUUUCAGAAAGUGAUAUUUGCGUUAUUACAAUAUUAAACCAAAAUCCAUUAUUUUGUAUUUGAUCUCUUUUUAAACUUCCAGUCAGAUCUGAAAAAAAGUCGUCCCAUAGUUUCUAAACGUUAACCCGACUCAACUCAACGGAAGCUCCUGGGUACCAGCUGUGAGUAUUUAUAAUCAUACUAACACGUUUUAAUAAUAAUUCUGAAAAUCUCAACGAUUAAGUGUUCCCUGAAGUGUCUAUGAAUUGAAACUUUAAUCUGUGACAGUCGCUUGUUUAGUUAAGGUUUAAAAAAUAAAAAUAAACACUUUUCCAGAAAGGUUUUCCAGCUGAUCCUAUCAGGUGCUAGGUGUUAAAUGUUUGCUAGCUAAAUUAACUAGAUAGCUAGCAGUUGUUUUAAUUUUCUUUGAACUUUCUCACAAUUUAUAGGCUGACAUUGCGAUAUUGAUGUGUGAUCGAAAAGAGAACUUUUCCCGAGUUAACGUUGCAAAAUGAAGAAAUAAACGUAUUAUCGAAACUCGUUUCAUAAAUUUGGCUAUCAGUAUCGGUUAAGUCUCGCUAAACUGUUUUUAACUUAUAACAUUAAAACUAACAAGUAUCAUUAGUCAAUUACAGUCAAUAACAAAUUACGCCCACUUUUGUCUUUGCAAAUCAUAUUUCUGGACAAACUUGUAGCAAAAUUACAAAGGAGAAAUGUUUAUUUCACGUAAAAGGUUGCGUAGCGGACAUUCUUGAAUUUUUCUCAUUAAAUUUCUCAGCCUACGUUGCGAUAUUGAUGCGUGAUCGAAACGAGAACUUUUGCUUUCCCGAGUUAACGUUGAGAAACGAAGAAACAUAAACGUAUUUUAGUAACUUGUUUCAUUUUAUGGGUAUCGGUUACAUUUUACCAAACUGUUUGUAUUAAAACAUGUAAACUAGCAGCCAUUAUCAGUCAGUUACGAACAAAUCACGCCUAUAACAAAUUCUUACAGAUCAUAUUUCCGUGCAAAUUUGGUAUUUUAGUAACAAUUCUGAAAAUGUUAACGAUUAAGUGUUCAGUGAAGUAGGAACAAAGAAACCGAUAAGAAAUUAUAAAUCGCGUUGCUUUAUAAGGAAGGCGACGCCUCCUGAGUCCAGUGACAGUCCUGCGAUUGCAUUUCAGUGUAGCGCGACUGCAACGCAGUGAUGAAAGUGAAAUGCAGUGAAACAGGAAAUUACAUUCACUUCAGACCAGCGUCAGUGUUUCAUUCUUUAAAAAGCGGCUCCCUGCUGAUUGUUUUUCACUGACGACGUAAAGCAACGUAAGAGCAAUGCAGUCAAGGGUUUGCUUUUCAGUGUAGCACGUUUUCCUAAACGGAAAAAUAAUACCAUUUCACACUUUCCUCCAGUAUGAUUGGUCUUCUGUUUCACACGGAAUUUUCAUCAUCGUGUUUAAGCCCACUUUGAUUAAAAAUAAUAAUAAUAACAAUAAUAAUAAUUAGCAAUAAUGCUCCGAAUGUAACCUUUUUAUGUAACAGUGUGAAGGUAACUACUUUCUAAAACAUUUAUCUGAACAAUAGACGUAACACUAGUAACCCUGUACACGAGGUGCGUUAACACCCUUAACGACCUGAGCGUUAAACCUGUGUGUGUGUGUGUGUGUGUGUGUGUGUGUGUGUGUGUGUGUGUGUGUGUGUGUAAUGAUCUGGCAGCUUUAUUACUAAUGAGUUCUGUAGCAUUAACACAUCUUCACCUGUUUUUAACAUCCACCAUCUAAUGAGAUUCCCGGAUGUAAAAUACUGAGAGACGGCGUUGUGCGAUGAAGUGGAGUUACUGCUACCACUCUGAAGUUGAUUAUUUUCCUAUAACAGCAUGCCCCCAAGUGUUUUAUUCCUCUUAUACCACAGCAACUUACCAUCAAUUACAAUUUAUAAUGUACUGAAAAACAACAAAUCAGUGUUUUAUCCAUUUUUCGUUACAUUGAACGUUCUCAGUUACCUUAUAGCAGCUAUAAACACUCGUUCUCUCUCUCUCUCUCUUUUUUUUGCUCUUUCUUGAAGUUAAUGAGACAAAACAGUAACGCAGCUUGUCGUCUUAUGUUACUGAGAAACCGUAAAACUCCUCUUUCCUGAAAGCUUAAAGGAAAGGAACGGUGCUUAAAGUGAACAAGGGCGUGUCGGAAACGGUAUUGGAACACAGCCGGAGUGUGUUAUCCAUUCAGCCAAUCACGGAGCUCUGAGUCUACAUUGUGUACAUUGCAGUCAGCUUCUCUUUCCCUCUCCUACCUCCACAUUCAACCUGUAGCAGAAGCAGAAGUGUGUGUGAUGUUUCUUGGGCAGCUUUCAUAUGUUUUUUUUUUUUUCUUCUGUAAAAUAAUCUGAUUAUUGCGUCUCAUUUCUCUACUUUUAACGUUGAUCACUACCUUCUUCCUGUUCGGCUGUGGCGUAAACACCGAGGGUCGGUGUGAUGAGAACGAUGCUCGGUGUAGUUCAGGGUAAUUUAUAAAUCUGUGUGAUAGUUUUUAAACGGUGCUGAAAGCAAUAAUUGUACAGUGUUUGAUUAGAUGAUUGAUGAUUGGUUGUUUUUUUUUUCCCAAUAUAUAUUUAAACAGGCGAGAUUUGUAGCCAUUGAGUAUUUCCAUUCUUUAACACUGAAGUCUGUUUUAUUUUCUGUUAAUUUGGCCGAGUUAUUUAGUGGGGAGGAUGCACUGGAAGAAAUUUGUAGCAAAAUUACAAACAUUAAAUUGUCGUUAGGGGGCGUUUCCCAAUCAUUUUGGUGCUUUCUGGUUGUUGGAUUUUUUGAUUGAACUGAAUCUGACAGUCACUUGGGUAGUUACGUUUAAAAAAAAAAAAAAAAAAAACUCUUCAAGCAAGGUUUUCUAGCUGAUGCUAUCAGGUGCUCAUAUUAGCUAGGUUUAAAGUUAGCUAGCUAAAUUCGUUAACUAGAUAGCUAGCAGUUAUCCUAAUUUUAUUUGAACUUUCUCACAAUUUACAGGAUGACGUCGUGAUAUUGAUGUGUGACCGAAAAGAACUUAACGUUGCAAAACGAAGAAACAAAAUAUUUUCGUAACUCGUUUCAUAAAUUCAGCUAUCAGUAUCAGUUAAAUCUCGCUCAACUGUGUUUAAAUUAUAACAUUGACUAUUGUUAUUCAAUUACAAACAAAUUAUGCCCACUUUUGGUUUUGCAAAUCAUAAUUCUGUAUAAAUUUGUAGCAAAAUUACAAAGACGACAUGUUUUUUUCACCUAAAAUGUGACCUAAUGGACAUUUCUCAAUUCUUGAACGUGAUUGGUUAGAAUGUGUACCAGUUAUUUCUGUAGAAAAGAGCAACAUGAGAACUUCUCUGUGAAUUUGUUUUCUUGGCUUGUAGCUACUCAGUGUUAGUUAGCAUGAGCCUUGUCUAGCUAGCUGUUGUUUUGAUGAUGGAUUUAAAGAUUUAUGUGGGAAAUUAGAUAAACUGUUACAAACAAGUGUUGGGGCUCGGAUAUAAAUUUACCAUGACAGCGACGUGCUAACGAAUAAACAUUAUUGAUUCCUGCGCAGGUUUAAUUUUAACAGCGUUAAGGAACGGGGGGGAAAAAAUACGGUUUUAUGUCCAACUUGGUAAUCUGCAAAGAUUUGCAGUAACUUUAUUUAUUUUAUUAUUUUUUUUCUUGCAAAAAUUCUGUCAAUUUGUUGGGGCUUUAUGAGAGAACGAAGGAACAUCAAGGCUCAUUAAUACAUCCCUCUCAUACCUUAUUCAAAUUUAUUUUCUUCCAAGGUUUUUUUUUUUCCAAGAAGGAAGGGGGGG